AAAACCACACUUCACACAAAUUUUUCUGAUUACACAGCUGUGGUUUGUCAAAGGGCGUUGUAUUUGGAUAAGGAGGGUGAAAGUGAGAGCACCUGAAAUUAAAAGCAGACGAUUGUUUUCAGAAGACAUGCACAGAAGCCCCAUGAUGAGAUCUGGCUGGAUUAAAGCAUUCCUUCUGGCCUUUGCCAUGGCUGGGUCUCUUCUUUACCUCGGCUCCAUAAAGAAGGAGGUUCAUACCCACUCAGAGAGACUCAGUAGAGCCCACCACAACGACUCCAUCAGGGGUCAGGGGAUGCUCAACAGGAUGGACAAGAUGGAAACAGACAUCAACAGACUGCUCAAUGUGAUGAAUAAACUUGAAAAGAAGGAACUGGUGAACCAGAACAACGCAGAAGUGAAGAAGGAGAGGAGCGUGGUGAGGAAGCUCUACCCGAACUCUUAUCUGUUCACCAAGUGGGGGGACGAUCUGUCGGAGGAGGAGCAGAAGGAGGCCGAGAGGUUGUUCCAGAGCUAUGGAUACAACGCCUUCCUCAGUGACCGGCUGCCCCUCAACAGAGAGAUCCCAGACACCAGGCCGGCCAGGUGUGCUGAUAAAAAAUACCCUAAGGACCUGCCUUCCAUGAGUGUCAUAUUAAUCUACCUGGAUGAAGCACUUUCUAUCAUCAAAAGAGCCAUUCGCAGCAUCAUAGACAAGACACCAGCUCACCUGCUGAAAGAAAUCUUACUUGUGGAUGAUUGCAGCAGUAACGAAGAUUUAAUGGAGAAAUUGGAUGAAUACAUUAACUCUAUCCACGAGGAGCGUCCAGCCCUGGUGAAGAGAGUCCGCCACUCCGAGCGGCUCGGCCUCACUCAGGCCAGACUCUCGGGGUGGAAGGUUGCUGUGGGGGAAGUGGUGGCCAUCUUGGAUGCUCACAUAGAAGUCCAUGUUGGAUGGGCAGAGCCAAUGUUGGCUCGGAUCAAAGAGGACCGCACCGUGAUACUGACACCAGUGUUUGACAAAGUCAAUUACGACGACCUGAAACUUAUCCCCUACAUACCAGCUGCGGAUGCCUUUGACUGGGCUCUGUGGUGCAUGUACGAGUCCUUCAGACCCGAGUGGUAUGCUUUAAAGGACGACUCACUGCCUGGAAAGAGCCCGGCCAUCAUGGGGAUUCUUGUAGCUGAUAGCAAGUUCUUUGGAGAGAUCGGAAGCCUUGAUGGUGGAAUGAAAAUAUACGGCGGUGAAAAUGUGGAACUCGGCAUCCGGGUGUGGCUGUGUGGAGGAAGCAUAGAGGUUAUUCCUUGCUCUAAAAUUGCCCACAUUGAACGAGCCAGCAAGCCUUACCUCCCAGAUUUGAGUGGAAUGAUGAGGCGUAAUGCUCUGAGGGUGGCCGAGGUGUGGAUGGAUGACUAUAAGAAAAAUGUCAACAUUGCCUGGAACCUUCCAUUCGAAAAUCAUGGGAUAGACAUUGGGGAUGUGUCGGAGAGGAAAAAGCUGAGAGAGAGGCUGAACUGUAAGCCCUUCCAGUGGUAUCUGGAUAAUGUUUACCCCAUGCUCGACCCUUUGAAGGACCUGCUAGCUUAUGGAGCGCUGGUUAAUGAUCUGAUGCCUAAAUUCUGCAUUGACCAAGGCCCAAUGCCUGGGAACACUCCCAUUGUAUAUGGUUGUCACUACCAGUUCAGCCAGCACUGUUAUUAUCGCACCAAUGGACAACUGUACAUCGGUGGAAUAAAAUCUCACAAGUACAACAGCAACCGCUGUCUGUCAGACCCCGGCUCCGGAUUAGAUCCAGGACUGUAUGAGUGCAAAAUGGCUGAGCAGAAGAAAUUCCACAUACUGUGGGAUUUUAAACAGGACGGAGCUAUCCAGAACAGAGAAACAAAGAGGUGCCUGGAAAUAAUGAUGGCUGGACCCAGCAAUUAUAAACUGGUUAUUCAGCAGUGCACCAGUCAGAGAUGGAAAAUACAAUAUCUCAUCAAAGGCCAGCUUGGUGGGCAGGGUUCAGAAGACAGGAUGAUAAAGGAGCCAUGAUUCAAUGACAAUCUGCAGCUCAGUGAAACACAUGUUUGCUUUUGGGGCAAGUUUACAUUUUUGCUUUGGACGACUUGGAUCUACGAGAGGCAAACUCUGUGACAAAAUGUAUUUCAAUGAUUGUUUGUGAAAAAUAUAACAUUGUGACAAAAAAUGAACUACUAAAUGAAUGGUCAUUUAUUUCAUUAGUUUUAAAAAAAAAUUGUUGCUGUGAACAUUUGCUAUUACAUUUUCUUUGUGCAGAAAACCCUAUUUAUGAGGAAAAGAUUGGCAGUAAACGGCUUUUAAUACUCCCCACAGUACGUCUGAAUGUCUAGUUCACUCAAAAAAUACAUACCUUAAUACAUCAGACAGGAACAUCCUGAGGGUAUGUUUUCAGCCAAUCAAUAACACAAACAGUAUUUCCAAUUGUUUUAAUACAGGCCUAAAGAUGCUUGCUAUAGCUAAUCGCGUUGAUCAGGAUCCGUUGUGUGUCUUUUGUCAUGUGUGUUUAAAGAUGAAGGCGUCCCAUUUGCGCUGCCACAUGACGACCCCUUUGUCCUUUAGAUGGUCUGGCAGGGAGCUGUACCUGCAGGUAGAAGACCUUUCAACGCUUUAACAUCAUUAGGUUGAUUGUAGGCUAAACAUAUCAAUGUUUCUCCACCAUAAAGUAGAAAUCACGUCCUAUAGCAGGGCUUUUUUCACUGAGGGCCACAUACAGAACAACAUAUUAAGGGCUGGGUAAGUGAGGUAUAUUGCCACAUAAGUUA
This is a messenger RNA of Notothenia coriiceps (black rockcod), 2760 nucleotides long. RefSeq names its product probable polypeptide N-acetylgalactosaminyltransferase 8. NCBI's taxonomy places the organism in Eukaryota, Metazoa, Chordata, Actinopteri, Perciformes, Nototheniidae. Gene Ontology annotation, biological process: protein O-linked glycosylation. The transcript is spliced from 11 exons. Gene Ontology annotation, cellular component: Golgi apparatus. The record is from RefSeq and is a predicted model, not a curated record. Gene Ontology annotation, molecular function: polypeptide N-acetylgalactosaminyltransferase activity. Bases 128 to 2011 code for a protein of 627 amino acids.